AUGGCCUCCGCACCCGAAGCCCCGACCGCCGCCGUCCCCACCGAAGCUGUCGGCGACGCGCCCGCCUCGUCUGGCGGCCAGAAGGUCGACCCCUGGAACGUGUCUGGAGAGGUUGGCGCGGAUGGCAAGGUCAAGGCGAUUGACUACAAGAAAAUCGUGGACGAGUUCGGAACGAAGCUGAUCGACGAUGCCCUCCUGGAGCGCUUCGAGCGCGUGACCGGCCACAAGCCGCACCACUUCCUCCGCCGCCAGAUCGUCUUCUCCCACCGCGACCUCGACCUCAUCCUCGACCGCGUCGAGAAGAAGGAGCCCUUCUUCAUUUACACUGGACGCGGGCCGAGUUCCGACAGCAUGCACAUUGGCCACGUUAUUCCCUUCCAGCUGACAAAGUGGUUGUCUGACGUACUCGAUGCGCCGCUGGUGUUCUUGUUCUCCGAGAAGAGGACGGUCGAGGAGGUCCAGCACUACACGAGAGAGAACGCCAAGGACAUCAUUGCCAUUGGCUUCAACCCUGAGAGGACCUUCAUCUUCUCCGACUACGACUUUAUGGGCGGUGCUUUCUACAAGUGGGCUUCACCCCUGAACCGCAGCUGCAAGAACAUUACCCGUGUGGCCAAGAGAAUCACCGUCAACACGGCCAAGGCCGUCUUUGGCUUCGACGACAGCUCCAACAUUGGCAAAGUCCACUUUGCCAGUAUCCAGGCCAGCUCGGCCUUUGCCAACUCUUUCCCCCACAUCUUUGGCGAGGACGAGAAGAGGACUACCCAGAUCCCGUGCCUCAUCCCUUGUGCCAUUGACCAGGACCCGUACUUCCGUGUGACGAGAGAUUGCGCCGCCGGCCUGCGCUACGCCAAGCCCUCGCUGAUUCACUCCCGCUUCCUCGAUGCCCUGCAGGGCCCCGGCUCCAAGAUGUCUGCUUCGAUCGAGUCGAGUGCCAUCUUCAUGAAGGAUACGCCUAAGCAGAUCCAGAACAAGAUGAACAAGUACGCCUUCAGCGGUGGCAAGGUCACGGCCGAGGAGCAGCGCGCCGAGGGCGCCGACCCCGAUGUCGACGUCAGCUACCAGUACCUCCGCUUCUUCCUCGAGGACGACGAGGAGCUCGCCAAGAUCCGCGAGGACUACCGCACAGGAAAGAUGCUCACCGGCGAGAUCAAGAAGAGGUGCGCCGAGGAGCUGGCUAAGUACUGCACCGCCUUCCAGGAGCGGCGAGCCAAGGUCGACGAGAGCACCGUCGACCUGUUCAUGGCCCGCCGGCCGCUGGUCUGGGGCGGCUCCGAGACCCUCAAGUCCCUGCCGAUCCGCGAGGACAAGGCCGCGGCCGGCGGCGAGGGCGAGGGCGGCGACGGCAAGAUGACCAAGAACCAGCUCAAGAAGCUGGAGAAGCAGCGCCAGAUUGAGGAGAAGAAGGCCGCCAAGGCCAAGGAGAAGGAGGCCGCCAAGGCGGCUGCUGGAGAUGCGUAG
This is a messenger RNA of Colletotrichum spaethianum, 1461 nucleotides long. RefSeq names its product tryptophan--tRNA ligase, mitochondrial. The record is from RefSeq and is a predicted model, not a curated record. The coding region runs from base 1 to 1461 and encodes 486 amino acids. Gene Ontology annotation, biological process: tryptophanyl-tRNA aminoacylation. Gene Ontology annotation, cellular component: cytoplasm. Lineage: Eukaryota; Fungi; Ascomycota; Sordariomycetes; Glomerellales; Glomerellaceae. The transcript has 10 exons. Gene Ontology annotation, molecular function: tryptophan-tRNA ligase activity; ATP binding.